Molecule: messenger RNA, 1000 nt
Organism: Oryza brachyantha (malo sina)
Lineage: Eukaryota; Viridiplantae; Streptophyta; Magnoliopsida; Poales; Poaceae
Product: somatic embryogenesis receptor kinase 2-like
Exons: 8
Coding region: 26-778 (250 amino acids)
Molecular function (GO): protein binding
Source: RefSeq, a predicted model, not a curated record
UCAUCACAUUCUCAGUUAACCAGCAAUGGGGGCUCAAUUUGCAGAAGCAAUAUCAGCUGCCCUCCUCACUGGCCUUGUCACUCUUGCAACACUUGUCAGCUGCAACACUGAAGGUGACAUACUGUACAAGCAAAAGUUAGUCUGGGAGGACCCCCAAAAUGCGCUGCAGACAUGGGAUCCAACCCUUCACAAUCCCUGCAGCUGGGAGCAUAUCACCUGCAACAAGGAUAACUCCGUCAUCCGCGUGGAUUUGUUGAAUGUGGACAUCUCAGGGCCUCUGAUUCCUCAAUUGGGAGGACUGAAAAAUCUCCAGUUUCUUCAGUUGUAUGGGAGUCGCCUGAAUGGAUCAAUACCAGCAACCCUGGGCAAGCUGAAACAUCUUGUCAGUCUUGAUCUUUCUAUCAACCUUCUCACUGGCGCGAUACCGGAUUCGCUUGGAGCCCUGAGCAAUUUGCUAAUUCUGAGGUUAUCUCAGAACAACCUGACAGGGGCUAUACCCCCAUCCUUGGGCAAUCUGAAGAAACUUGAGAUCUUGGAGCUUCGGAACAAUGCACUGAGUGGAACUAUUCCGGCUUCUCUUGGAGAUAUCGAAACAUUGAAUUACCUGGAUUUGAAUGAUAAUAAGCUGACUGGCACCGUGCCAUUGGAAAUCCUUGCUCGUCUUGUCACCACCUUGGGUGAACUAACUGUUUCACAUAAUGAUUUGGACGGCACAAGCAGAGAUUCUGUAACCAGAGUUACUACCGUACUCCAUGACAUGCCGAAAACUUCAAAUUGAGUCCAAGCUCAUGAUUCUGUAUUUCAGGCAACAUUUUGGAAAUGAGGAGUAAUAAAUAAAAUUACAGUUCCCUGCAUACGUUGAGGGUUAUUUAGUAUUUCUGCGUUUACCGAUCAGGCUGCUCCAUGAUUCAUUCCUUUCCUGUAUCAAUCAUAUGUAAUAUCCCACGUGUUGCUGUGAAAGAACUACGUUAUAAUAUAGUAGAUAUAAAUUCUAAAAAAA